AAUCCAACAUCGAACUGAUCUUCUCCUCCAUCGAGACUCUUCGCCGACUUCGAACGAAUCUUCACUGAAGCUCGAAGACUUGGACAUCGAGGGGGACUCGAGAGGAUAUAAAAUCAAGCGAAAAUGUCUCGAAAAGGAUUAAUGGAGCAAGACCUUAGUAAGCUGGACGUGAACACGCUGACCCCGCUGUCGCCGGAGGUGAUUUCUCGUCAAGCUACUAUUAAUAUUGGUACUAUUGGUCAUGUGGCUCAUGGAAAGUCAACUGUGGUGAAAGCAAUAUCUGGGGUUCAGACUGUUCGCUUUAAGAAUGAGUUGGAGCGAAAUAUUACUAUCAAACUGGGUUACGCUAAUGCAAAGAUUUAUAAAUGUGAAGAUGAUAGAUGUCCUCGACCAAUGUGUUACAAGGCUUAUGGAAGUGGAAAAGAAGACAGUCCCUUAUGUGAUGUGCCAGGAUUUGAGAAUGCUAGAAUGAAGCUGUUGAGGCAUGUUUCAUUUGUGGAUUGCCCGGGUCAUGACAUUCUCAUGGCUACAAUGCUUAAUGGUGCUGCUAUCAUGGAUGGAGCAUUGCUACUAAUCGCUGGUAAUGAAAGCUGCCCACAGCCCCAAACUUCUGAGCACCUCGCUGCAGUUGAGAUCAUGCGCCUUGAGCACAUUAUAAUUCUGCAGAAUAAGAUUGAUCUUAUCCAGGAAAGUGUAGCAAUUAAUCAGCAUGAAGCUAUUCAGAAGUUCAUUCAGGGAACAAUUGCAGAUGGUGCUCCUGUAGUGCCGAUCUCUGCUCAGUUGAAAUAUAAUAUUGAUGUUGUUUGCGAGUAUAUUGUGAACAAAAUCCCGAUCCCUAGGAGGGACUUCACAUCGCCACCAAACAUGAUCGUAAUUCGUUCUUUUGAUGUGAAUAAGCCUGGAUCUGAGGUUGAUGAGAUAAAAGGUGGCGUUGCUGGUGGAAGUAUCCUCAGGGGAGUUUUGAAAGUGAACCAAUUCAUUGAAGUGCGACCUGGUAUUGUGCUGAAAGAUGAAGGUGGCAACAUCAAAUGUACUCCCAUAUAUUCGAGAAUCGUCUCAUUGUAUGCUGAGCAAAAUGAACUCCAGUUUGCGGUUCCUGGGGGCCUCAUUGGAGUAGGUACCACAAUGGAUCCAACCUUGACCCGUGCUGAUAGGCUUGUGGGUCAAGUUCUUGGUGAAGUUGGUUCACUGCCUGAUGUUUUUGUUGAGCUCGAGGUUAACUUUUUCCUGCUGCGGAGGCUGUUGGGUGUGAGAACAAAAGGCACAGAGAAGCAAGGAAAAGUAUCAAAGCUCGCAAAGGGUGAGAUCCUGAUGCUUAACAUAGGGUCCAUGUCCACAGGAGCUCGAGUAGUCGCAGUAAAGAACGACCUGGCAAAAUUGCAGCUCACUGCACCGGUGUGCACGAGCAAAGGUGAGAAGGUUGCGCUGAGUCGAAGAGUCGAGAAGCAUUGGCGUCUCAUUGGCUGGGGUCAGAUUCAGGCUGGCUCAACUCUCGAAGUCCCACCCUGCCCCAUUUGAAUAGCAGAGACAAAAAAGGGAGAGAGACAGAGGAAAGCAGCAGAGAGCAGACGUAACACAAAACAGUUCAGUUUUGAGUGAUUAUGUGGGAAGGCAGGCAACUGCUGGGAACAAUCUAUAUGAGAUGGAGAAGAAAACAUGUUUUUUUUUGGAUAAUCUGGUUUUCGUUGGAUGUUUAUUCAAGAAGCUUGUUGUAGUUUUUUGCGCU
Asparagus officinalis (garden asparagus) is the source of this 1726-nucleotide messenger RNA. Its product is annotated as eukaryotic translation initiation factor 2 subunit gamma-like. NCBI's taxonomy places the organism in Eukaryota, Viridiplantae, Streptophyta, Magnoliopsida, Asparagales, Asparagaceae. The transcript is spliced from 9 exons. The record is from RefSeq and is a predicted model, not a curated record. Gene Ontology annotation, biological process: positive regulation of translational fidelity; formation of translation preinitiation complex. Gene Ontology annotation, molecular function: tRNA binding; GTPase activity; GTP binding. Gene Ontology annotation, cellular component: cytosol; eukaryotic translation initiation factor 2 complex. The coding region runs from base 124 to 1518 and encodes 464 amino acids.